This is a messenger RNA of Knipowitschia caucasica, 6042 nucleotides long. Lineage: Eukaryota; Metazoa; Chordata; Actinopteri; Gobiiformes; Gobiidae. The record is from the annotation of a GenBank genome assembly.
AUGUCUAGAGAUAGCAUGACUGCGGUGCGGGGAGCCCAGUCACACAAUGCCAGCCCCACAUCUCAGAAGGAGAAUGGGACCACCUCACCGAACCCCGUCCCAACCAGCUCCAACUUCCCUGAGCCAUCAGCCAGGGACAUACCGGGACUCAGCCACAUGUCUUCAGCCAGCGACAUCUCACAGUCCUGGGUUCAAUUCGUCAAGACAUUUGUUUUGAUCUUUCCCAUUUACGCUUUGGGCUACUUUGAGUUUAGCUUCAGCUGGCUGCUGAUUGGACUUGUUAUAUUUUUCUGGUGGAGAAGAAACAUUGGGGGGAAAUACAGCAGAUUGUACCAUGCACUGUCUUUCUUUGAGCAAGAGGAGAGUGGUCCAAAGAGCCUUACAACGUUAGACCUGCCAUCAUGGGUCCACUUCCCAGAUGUGGAGCGAGUGGAAUGGAUCAACAAGACUGUCAAGCAGAUGUGGCCAUACAUCUCACAGUUUGUGGAGAAGUUGUUCCACGAGACGAUUGAGCCCGCUGUGAAGGCCUCCAACUCUCAUCUGAGCACUUUCCGCUUCAGCAAAGUGGACAUAGGGGACAAACCCCUGCGGGUCAACGGGGUCAAGGUUUACUCUGAAAAUGUGGACAAACGACAGAUCAUUAUGGAUCUACAAAUUAGCUUUGUCGGAAACACAGAGAUUGACGUGGACAUCAAACGGUACUACUGCAAAGCCGGCAUUAAAAGCAUUCAGAUCCACGGCGUGCUGAGAGUGGUGAUGGAGCCACUGCUGGGGGAUAUCCCACUUGUCGGAGCGCUGUCUUUGUUCUUCAUCAAGAAACCACUCCUGGACAUCGGCUGGACUGGCCUCACUAACAUACUGGACAUUCCUGGGCUCAAUUCCUUCUCUGAAAGCCUCAUUCAAGAUAUAAUCUAUAAUUAUCUGGUGUUGCCCAAUCGCAUCACUAUCCCACUGGUGGGAGAUGUGGAGCUGGACCAGCUACGUUUCCCGAUGCCAAAGGGAGUGCUACGGAUUCACUUCCUGGAGGCCCAAGACCUCGAAAUCAAGGACACGUUUUUUGGCGGACUGAUAAAGGGCAAGUCUGACCCUUAUGGCAUUCUGCAAGUGGGAAACCAGUUGUUCCACAGCAAAACCAUAAAGGAGACUCUGGAUCCAAAGUGGAACGAGGUCUACGAAGCGCUGGUGUACGAGCACUCGGGGCAGCACCUGGAAAUCGAGCUGUUUGAUGAAGACCCAGACAAGGAUGAUUUUCUCGGGAGCCUGAUGAUUGAUUUGACCGAGCUGUUCAAGGAGCAAAAGGUUGAUGAGUGGUUUGAUUUAGAGGAGACCCCCACAGGAAAGCUCCAUUUAAAACUGGAGUGGCUUUCUUUGCUCAACACUCCAGAGAAAUUAGACCAGGUGCUGCGAAGCGUUCGUGCAGAUUCCAGCCUGGCCAACGAUGGGCUCGCCUCAGCUCUGCUUGUGGUCUAUCUGGACUCAGCCAAAAGCUUACCUAGCGUCUUCACUGGCAGCUUAGGCUGUGGGAACUUAAGUGAGAGAAGAGCCUCUGGCCUGAUUUUUUGUGAGAGCAAUACUGCAGAGUACAGAGCAAGAUUUUCUGCGAAGAAGAGCAGCAGUGAGCCCAGCCCCUAUGUUCAAUUCACAGUAGGACACAAAACACUGGAGAGCAAGAUUCGAUACAAGACCAAGGAGCCCAUGUGGGAAGACUGCUUUUCGUUUCUUGUUCAUAAUCCGCGGCGACAGGAGUUGGAAGUGGAGGUGAAAGAUGACAAGCACAACAAGUGCACCCUGGGUAACUUGACGGUGCCUUUGAGCUGCCUGUUGGGGGAGGAGGACAUGACGCUGACUCAGUGCUUCUCUCUCAAAAACUCUGGGCCAAACUCCACCAUCAAACUAAAGAUGGCCCUCAGGAUUCUGUCAUUGGAGAAGCAGGGGUGCUCAGACCAGCCGUCUUGUGUCACAGUCAGAAAGUCCAGCAUGGCCGUGUCUUCUCUCAGCCUCCACUACCGGGACGGGGAGCCUUACUCUGCCAGUCCUCUGCGAAGUACCUCCAACCUCAGCUGCUGCAUUUCCAGCUCCCAGAAGCACCUUCCACAUAAGGAGUCCACACCGAGCCUGGCCUCGGAUGUCUCUCUACCCUUCGCUACACUUGAGCUCCAGCAGAGACUCCGUCAUCUACAGAAUGGCUCGGCCCCUGGCCAGUGUCCCCUGGGUGAAGUCCAGCUGACUGUUCGACACAGCUCUCAGAGGAAUAAACUCAUUGUGGUGGUGCACUCCUGUCGAAAUGUAAUUGCCUUCACCAAAGACGGCUCCAAUCCUUUUGUUCGUCUGUAUUUGCUGCCGGAUAAAAGCCGGACGGGUAGAAGGAAGACUGGCACUGUGAAGAGAACUGUGAAUCCUGUUUUUGAUCAAACGUUUGAGUUUAGCGUGUCUAUGGUGGAGCUACACAGAAGGACACUGGACGUAGCUGUAAAGAACGGUGGAAGCCUACUCUCGAAACACAGAGGGCUUUUAGGCAAGGCACUUGUUGAUCUGAGCGGUGAAGACAUAUCUAAAGGAUGGACAAAUUGGUAUGAACUAAUGGACUAUUUCCCGAUUCAAAGAAAGAGCACAGUUUGGUUGAUCAUGUCGAAGCGAGAGGCGUUUUUAGCAGCUGCUUGUGUGGAAAACGCAGAGGACUUUCUGCGCUUUAUCCAGCUCCAUAAUGAUAAAACGGAGCCCUUUGACGUUGAGGAGGUGGUGCAGGAGCUGCCCCGGGACCAGAGGCUCUCUCUGUGGAGCAGACUGUCUGCACUUCUGCAACAUGUCCUGUCCACAGUGCCCCCUGAGCUCUGGCACCAGCAGAAGGCACAAGAGGAGGAGAACAUGGAAGUGGACACGUCUAUAGAUCCUACACAUGUCAUGGCGGUUGUGGAAGGAGUGACACUUGUAGCUACACAGUCUGUGAAAGCCCUUCAGGAUGGGGAUGCAUACACUGCCCUCUUGGGAAUUGCCAAUAGGCUCCAUGAUGUGCUGAUCCUGCUGCCCAUUUUAGAAGCACCACUGCUGUCUGCUUUACAGGUUCUGUGUGAGCUCUGGUGGAAAAAAGGAUUGAAAGAUAAAGACAAAUUUGGCCGCACAGCUUUGUACGUGUCCCUGCAAAAGUGCUUUGUUCUGAAAAGGCCGAGUGUUGAAAUCCAGCGGUUAUGGAGUCUUCAUGAAGUACUUCUGACUAUCGACUGUGCGUCCGAUGAGAACCAGGCCAUAUCAGACUUGCUACUUCAGUGCUUUGUUCGACCGGACAUCAUAAAGAAUGAUGAUGGGAAGAGACUGUUGGUGUUUCUUUUUAGCUGGACUCUCAACUUAAUCGGUCUCAUUCACAGCACCAUCAAGAACCAGCUGGAGUUUUUUAACAAGAAAACUCUGGCUCACAUCACAGAGAUCUACUUCAGAGCUUGGAGGAAAGCCAGUGGGGACUUUCAGAAGGAGAUUGAAAGCGUUUGCGUUCAGGACUUAAUGCAGAACGCCAUAUUACUGCAUCGCACCUCUCCUGUGUACAGCAAAGUCAGACAGAUUGUAAGUUACUUCCAUUUGAGAAACGGCAUUCAGCAGGUGGGAAAGAUGCUCUUCAAUCUGUACAAGCCCAUUCUCUGGAAGGCACUGAAUGCACCAAACUGUGAGGUCAGAGCAAAUGCCACUCUGAUCUUCACUGAGGCCUUUCCCAUUCACGAUCCAGACGAUGCGAAAACUCUUGAUGCAGCUGUGCAAAAGCAGAUUGAUACAGCCAUGACUCUCCUCGAGGACCCUCAUCCACUUGUGCGCUCCAAUGCAAUCUUAGGAGUGUGUAAGAUUCUGGGCAGAUGUUGGGAGCUGUUCCCUCCCAUCAUAAUCACAGACUUCCUGAAGAAGAUGCUGGAACUGGCCACUGACACCAGUUCAGCCGAUGUCCGCUGUUCAGUCUUUAAGUGCAUGACCAUUGUCCUGGACAAUGCUCUGAGUCAUCCUGUGUUAGAAAAACUCCUGCCUAAUAUGAAGAACAGUCUUCAUGACACCUCUGAAAAAGUCCGCACUGCGUUUGUGGACAUGUUGAUCAAAGUGAAGGCAGUGCGUGCAGCCAAGUUUUGGGAUGUGUGCCAUAUGGACCACCUGCUGGCACGCCUGGCAACUGACACCCUGUGUGUGUCUAAGCGUAUUGUCAAUCUGCUCUUUAAGUCCUUCUUCCCUGUGAACGAGUCUGACAAAGAGUGGUGCUGUCGCUGCAUCACUCUCAUCCAGAUGAACCCAAUGGCAGCUCGCAGGUUUUACCAGUACGCCAUCAAACAUACAGCUCCCACCAACUUAGUUAAACUGAUGCUGGCCAUUCGCCGUGUCCUGAAUAACUAUGUUAAGGCUGACGAUGACGUCUCUCAAAUUAAUGACGGCAACAAAGAGAACAGCAAUAUUGACCGUGAAGUUCCGGAUAAAGACAUGGGUGUUGUGUCGAGCCUGCUGGAGAUUGUGGUCAUUCUUUGGAAGAGUGUUGAGAAAACUCUGAAGCAAAAUGAAGAGGCCCUGAAAUUCACGUGUGCCAAGUUUGGCAGUGUCAUGGGAAAGUACUUUAGUUCUUUUGAGGAUGCACGCUGCACUGCUCCACUCGUCCAACUGGCCUCAUUUAUGCCUCCAGUUGCUGUCCCAACAUUCAGCUGUGGAGUCCUGUCAAAGCUGAGGAGGAUGGAGACCGGAGCAGUGCCAAAGUAUUACACCCAGCUGUUGGACUGUCUGUGUAGCUGGGGCCAGGCUGCAGAGAUAGUGGAACUUAUUAGUGACUGGCUUUCAGAGCCACUUCCCAACAAAGUGGAUAAAGCUGGUCCAUGUAGAAAGGUUCGUAUUCAGGAAACUGUGGAGGCCAAGCCGGAGCUCGCUCUGGCCUAUCUGGACUACCUUCUCACCCACAAUCAGACCCGAGAAAAGGUCCUGGGACUCAGCCAUGGAGUACUGCAACGGCUUCAUUCGCUUUUAGGAGACUGGAAGCUUGUUGUGUAUUCCCACCUGAAGUCCUCAGAGGAUCCCAGUAGCGUGAGUGUGCAGACGGCGCUCAGAGCCUUCACGUUCCACGGCCGCUUCGGGGCCCAUCUGCAACAUCAGUCACAUGACCAGCAGCGAAACUUCCUUCUCUCAUUGGAAGUUGAUGCUUCCUGGAUUUCUGAGAAAGUUCUGCCGUUUAUGGUCCAACCAAACAAAGAGGGAGAUGUUUGUGAGGCGCCUCUGUCUCUGGCUCAGCAGGUCGUCGAGGGUUUCCUGUCUCUGUGUCGAGAUGUUUUACUCGUGGGUUUAUCUGACGAGACGUUCAGAGGUCAAAUCCUCCACCUGUGCUCCCUCAUCCUCCUCACAGAGACUGGCUACAGGUGCAUACCAGCAAUACUGCCCAUUCUGAAUGAGGUGGCAGGCAGCUAUGUUCCCGAGGAUAACGAGGCCCUGGACAACUCGGAACACCCAACCGUCGUCCUCCUCAGCGUGGUGGCAAACAUCUUUCAGAAAAUCAUUGAACUCUUUGCUCGCCGCCUGAGAAAGGAUCCAGAGGAGGGACAGCAGCUGUGUCAAUCAGCUGUCCCCGGCCUCUCGGACUUCCUCCAGACCGCACAGAGCUGGGACAGAGCUCCAAUGAACGGGGUCUUCUCCACUCUCGUUGCUGUCAUUGUGGUUGAGAAAAGAUAUAAGCUAAAUAAGAUUUCCCAUCCAGAAGAAGUCAUAGUUCCAGAAACAUUGGACGAUAUGCCUCCGUUACCCAGCAUCCUGCUUUCUGUUAUUCUCAAGUCACAAUCUAUAACCAGGUCGUUUCUGGAUGAAAUCAGCUCGUCCUUGGACUCAGAGACCAUGGAGAAUCUGACGGAGCUGGCCGCGGUCCUCCAUGUCCUGGCCGUCAUCAAGCACACUGGGAAGUUUAAAUCUGGUCUAAAGAGCGCAGCAGAAUGCAUCCAGAGACAGCUGGACAGACAUGCCGUUGUGGCAGUGGACAGUGGCGACAUCCAGAGAGCAAUUUAUGAAUCUUCUGUCAAGACAAUUAACAAUAUAUUAGAUUUAUAA